GCGUAAACAACACUACAGAAAGAAAAUGACGCACUGGUUUCAUCGCAACCCUUUGAAGGCUACAGCUCCCGUUUCAUUCAAUUUUUAUGGGGUAGCGACCACUCCAGCUGCAACAAAGGUUUGCAAUGAUUUGAGGUUAUCUCGAACGCGACUGUUGGAGCUGUUUACAGACUCGAGUUGUAAUCCAGAAAUGAUGAAGAAUGCAACUGACUUGUACUUCUCGCUCUUGCAAGGUUUCAUCGUUUCACUGGAUGACUCUUCCCAAGAAUGCAAGUUGCGCUAUAUUCAGAAUUUCAAGUGGACAGACACUUUACAAGGACAGGUUCCGAGUGCCCAGCAGGAUGCAGUGUUUGAACUGGUUUCCAUGGGAUUUAAUGUAGCUCUGUGGUACACAAAAUAUGCAUCAAGACUUGCUGGAAAAGAAGAUAUAACAGAAGAUGAAGCAAAAGAUGUUCACAGAAGCCUGAAGAUAGCAGCUGGGAUUUUUAAACACUUGAAGGAAAGUCACAUUCCAAGAUUGAUUACACCUGUAGAAAAGGGAAGAGAUUUAGAAGCUCGACUUAUAGACUCUUACAUCAUACAGUGCCAAGCUGAAGCUCAAGAAGUGACAAUUGCUCGGGCUAUUGAGCUGAAACACAAUCCAGGACUAAUAGCUGCUCUUGCUUAUGAAACAGCUAACUUCUACCAAAAAGCUGAUCAAACGUUAUCCAGUUUGGAUCCAACCUAUGCAGGUAAAUGGCGGAAGUACUUAAACUUGAAGACCUGUUUCUAUAUGGCCUAUGCAUACUGUUACCAUGGUCAGACUUUACUGGCGAGUGAUAAAUGCGGGGAAGCAAUCAGAUCUCUGCAGGAAUCAGAAAAAUUUUUUGCCAAGUCUGAAGCAUUGUGCAAAGAAUAUGGAGAAACCAAAGGACCUGGGACUACUGCCAAACCUUCUGGACAUCUCUUCUUUAGGAAAUUGGGAAGUUUGAUUAAGAACACCCUAGAAAAAUGUCAGAGAGAGAAUGGAUUCAUCUAUUUUCAGAAGGUGCCAGCAGAGGCUCCCCAGCUGGAACUGAAAGCAAACUAUGGCUUAGUAGAGCCUGUUCCUUUUGAAUUUCCUGCCUUGAACGCACACUGGACUCCUGAAACACUUGCAGCAUUUGAUCUCACCAAGAGGCCAAAGGAUGACACUGCUAAACCAAAACCAGAUGAAGAAGUAAAACCUCUGAAGGAACCAGAUAUAAAGCCUCAAAAAGACAGUGGAUGCCAGAUUUCUUAAGUGCCAUAAGUGCUUUGAAUUCACUUUAAAACUGUAUUGUUUGAACUUUGGGGCUUUAGUUCUGAUCUCCCUUUUCCUGAUUCUUAUUUUUUAAUUAGAAGACUAAGUUAAUUUACUUUUGUUAGUAUGGGUCUAUCUUGCUUGAGAAUGUGGUGGAUUUCUGGGAGUUUAUGUGACUUAUUUUUGGGUUUAGUGGGAUAUCAUAGAAUGAGUAGGCUGAAGUGUUCCUACUGUGCCUCUAGAGAGUUUCUUUUUGUGGGUAUAGUUUCUACCCACAAAUAGCAAAGGAAGUAUCAUGAUUGUAACACUUGAGGGUUUUUCCAUUAAAUUAUAUGCUAUAUAAUGUCAAAUUCUGCAAACAGAAGUUUGUAUGAACAGUUAUAUUUAUUCAGGUUUUGUCAUUCAGGCUUAACACCCUGUCGUGUUCCAAUUCACUAAAUUGUAGUGAGUGAAGAAAAUCUGGAUUUGGUUUGUAACGCUCCUAUGGUAUUUCACAGGACUUGGAAAACCUUAGGUUCUGCAUAAUUGGAGCACAAUUUGUAUUCUUCUG
Opisthocomus hoazin is the source of this 1811-nucleotide messenger RNA. The record is from RefSeq and is a predicted model, not a curated record. NCBI's taxonomy places the organism in Eukaryota, Metazoa, Chordata, Aves, Opisthocomiformes, Opisthocomidae.